GGCGGGAGCGGAAGAUCCCGGCGGCUCCGGACAGGGAGCUGGCAACAGCUGUGCGGGCUCGGGGCGGGCCAGGCCGGCAGCGGGAAGGAGGGCGCGCGCGGGGGCAGUGGACCACGCUCUGCCGGAUUCUCCGGCCGCGCGGCCAUGAACCUGGAGCGGCUGCGGAAGCGUGUCCGGCAGUACCUGGACCAGCAACAGUAUCAAAGUGCUCUAUUUUGGGCAGAUAAAGUAGCUUCACUCUCUCAUGAGGAACCCCAGGACAUUUAUUGGUUGGCUCAGUGUCUUUACCUGACAGCGCAAUAUCACAGAGCAGCUCAUGCACUUCGGUCACGAAAACUGGACAAACUGUAUGAAGCAUGCCGCUACCUCGCAGCUAGAUGCCAUUAUGCUGCGAAAGAGCAUCAGCAGGCACUUGAUAUUCUUGACAUGGAGGAGCCAAUCAACAAAAGGUUAUUUGAGAAGUACUUGAAGGAUGAAAGUGGCUUGAAAGACCCCUCCAAUGACUGGGAAAUGUCACAGUCCUCCAUAAAGAGUUCUAUUUGUCUUUUACGAGGGAAAAUCUAUGAUGCUCUGGAUAACCGAGCCCUAGCUACCUAUAGCUACAAAGAAGCUUUGAAGCUGGAUGCCUACUGUUUUGAAGCAUUUGAUCUUUUAACAUCACACCACAUGUUGACAGCUCAAGAAGAGAAAGAACUUCUUGAGUCACUACCUCUUAGCAAGCUCUGUACUGAAGAACAGGAAUUGCUACGCUUUCUAUUUGAGAACAAAUUAAAAAAGUAUAAUAAACCCAGUGAAACUGUCCUCCCCGAGUCUGUAGAUGGUUUGCAGGAGAAUCUGGAUGUGGUAGUGUCUUUGGCUGAAAGACAUUAUUAUAACUGUGAUUUUAAAAUGUGCUACAAGCUUACUUCUGUAGUAAUGGAGAAAGAUCCUUUCCAUGCAAACUGUUUACCUGUACAUAUAGGGACACUUGUGGAGCUGAAUAAAGCAAAUGAACUUUUCUACCUUUCUCAUAAAUUGGUGGAUCUGUAUCCUAGUAAUCCUGUGUCUUGGUUUGCAGUGGGAUGCUAUUAUCUCAUGGUUGGUCAUAAAAAUGAACAUGCCAGAAGAUACCUCAGCAAAGCGACAACACUUGAGAAGACUUACGGGCCUGCGUGGGUAGCGUACGGACACUCAUUUGCAGUUGAGAGCGAGCAUGACCAGGCCAUGGCUGCUUACUUCACAGCCGCGCAGCUCAUGAAAGGGUGUCAUUUGCCAAUGCUCUACAUCGGAUUAGAAUAUGGAUUGACCAAUAACUCAAAGUUGGCUGAAAGAUUCUUUGGCCAAGCGCUAAGCAUUGCACCAGAAGACCCUUUUGUUAUGCACGAGGUUGGCGUGGUUGCAUUUCAGAAUGGCGAAUGGAAAACAGCUGAAAAGUGGUUUCUUGAUGCAUUGGAAAAAAUUAAAGCAAUUGGGAAUGAGGUGACGGUUGACAAAUGGGAGCCUUUGUUGAACAACUUGGGGCAUGUCUGCAGGAAGCUUAAAAAGUAUGCCGAGGCCUUGGAUUAUCACCGUCAGGCACUGGUGUUAAUUCCUCAGAACGCGUCUACCUAUUCUGCCAUAGGGUAUAUCCAUAGUCUGAUGGGCAACUUUGAAAAUGCUGUUGACUAUUUCCACACAGCCCUUGGUCUUAGGCGGGAUGAUACAUUUUCUGUUACAAUGCUUGGUCAUUGCAUUGAGAUGUACAUUGGUGAUUCUGAAGCUUACAUUGCUAAAACAGAAAGCUUGAGCUCUGGCACCCUAAAGACCCUGAGUUGGUAUCUCAACUCUGCCACCAAGCCCUGUGGCUUUGGGUAAGUCUGAGCCUCAGUUUCCUCUUUUGUUUGAGGAGGGUCUUACAACAGGCUUAAAUGCAAAAUUCUUAUAAAGCUAAAGAAGGUCUGGAGGUAGGGUACUGAGUGAGACAGACAUUUUGCCUGUCCUCACAAAGAUAAUGGUCUUACAGAGAUUUCCAAGUGUAUUAGUCAUUACUUACUAUUUAUAUAUAUUUUUUAUUCAGGUAUAAUUGUCAUGUAACAUUAGUUUCAGGUGUAUACCAUAAUUCAGAAUUUGUACAUAUUGUGAAAUAAUCACCACGGUAAGUCUAGUUAACAUUCAUCACCAUACAUAGUUAGAAAUAAUUUUUCUUUUAGUGAGAACUUUUAAAAUCUUCUGUCUUAGCACCUUUCAAAUGUGCAAUACAGUAUUUAAUCACCGUGCUGUGCUGUUUUUCUUUUUAGAAGGCUUGUUUGUCAUUAUCUGUCAAAACACCUGUUGCUGAAAGCUAUUAGUUUGAACUGUGUAAAAUUAUUUUGUGUCAGAAAUGAUUGAACCUAAUACAUCUGUUGGAAAUCUCUUCUCCAUCAUUCAUAAGAUUUUGAUGUGUGGAAAGUGUAUUUCCCCUCAUUGUGUUUCUGUGUGCAUAAGGGUGCAACUGCACCGAUGCCGGAAUGCCAGUGGGCUGUUCUUGUUUGUAACAUGCAAGGGCAAGUGCCUGCUGUGGCUCCCUUGUGUGGGGGGGCUUUAGGGAUGGUGCCGCUGCCACAUGGGGCUUGAAGUACAUGUGCUUGUCAGUCUCCCAGCAGCCGCCCUUGAUAAUCGAGAAAAAGAAGAGGAGGAGAGUGAUUGGAAUUUCUCCUUCUGAGCUGUACUUGUGCUCGUAAAAGUACCAUUGGACUUAGGGGUGCCUGGGUGGCUCAGUCCGUUGAGCAUCUGAUGGCUUCCGCUCAGGUCAUGGUCUUGCAGUUUGUGGGUUCCAGCCCCUCAU
This is a messenger RNA of Felis catus (domestic cat), 2782 nucleotides long. It is a transcript of the gene CDC16, whose product is annotated as cell division cycle 16. Bases 145 to 1833 code for a protein of 562 amino acids. Gene Ontology annotation, biological process: cell division. The transcript has 18 exons. The record is from RefSeq and is a predicted model, not a curated record. NCBI's taxonomy places the organism in Eukaryota, Metazoa, Chordata, Mammalia, Carnivora, Felidae. Gene Ontology annotation, molecular function: protein binding.